Messenger RNA from Etheostoma spectabile (orangethroat darter), 1577 nucleotides. RefSeq names its product hypoxanthine phosphoribosyltransferase 1, like (gene hprt1l). Gene Ontology annotation, cellular component: cytosol. The transcript is spliced from 9 exons. Lineage: Eukaryota; Metazoa; Chordata; Actinopteri; Perciformes; Percidae. The record is from RefSeq and is a predicted model, not a curated record. Gene Ontology annotation, molecular function: magnesium ion binding; hypoxanthine phosphoribosyltransferase activity. The coding region runs from base 411 to 1061 and encodes 216 amino acids. Gene Ontology annotation, biological process: guanine salvage; hypoxanthine metabolic process; GMP salvage.
UAGUAAGGGGAGUCAAAACUGUCAUCAGUUAUCUUUUUAUAACUGCGUCAUCUGCAGCUUCUUUAAACUGUUAGCAGUAGCGUCGCUGUCACGGUUACCAAAACACUCACGUAGUAUUUGUGACCAAUAGCGCAUUUUAAACUCUGGUUGCGUCGGACAAAUCAGAUUAAAGGGAAAGUAAACUGGAUUCUGACGUAAAGGGAUUAUACCCCGGCAAAGAAGCAUAUAGCAUGUGCUGCUCGCGCACGCUCGUUGUCAGCAGCAUUCGGUGAAGAGGAGAGCAGCUCGUGCCACCACCAGUCAACAAACCCUCCUCCCUCUCGCUCUCUAUCUACCCCUCUCUCACUCAGCACCUGAGCAUGACUUUUCAGAUAUUUCACUGCGACUGAACAGGACCCGCCGCCGGCAACAUGGCUUCGUAUCUGCAGAUCGCUGAUGAUGAGAAAGGCCACGAUCUGGACCUUUUCUGUGUCCCCAGACAUUAUGAGAACGAUUUGGACAAGGUGAUCAUCCCCCAUGGGCUUAUCAUGGACAGGACAGAGCGCCUGGCUCGAGACAUAAUCCGGGACAUGGGGGGACACCACAUUGUAGCUCUGUGUGUGCUAAAAGGAGGAUACAAGUUCUUCGCAGACCUCCUGGACUACAUUAAAGCACUGAACCAGAACAGUGAUAAAUCAGUCCCCCUGACAGUGGAUUUCAUUAGGGUGAAGAGCUACUGUAAUGACCAGUCAACAAACAAUGUCAAAGUCAUAGGAGGGGAUGAGCUGUCCAAUCUCUCAGGCAAGAAUGUUUUAAUUGUUGAGGAUAUUGUGGAGACAGGAAGGACGAUGCAGACGUUACUUUCCCUGCUGAGUGAAUGCAAUCCCAAGAUGGUUAAAGUUGUAAGGGAUUUUGUUUCAAAUAUCCUCUGUGUAAUUCCAGCCUUCUGGUUAAGAGGACCCCGAGGAGUUCAGGGUACAGACCGGACUACAUUGGUUUCGAGGUGCCCGAUUCCUUUCUGGUGGGCUAUGCUUUGGAUUACAAUGAGUACUUCAGAGAUCUCAGUCACAUCUGUAUACUGAAUGAUCAAGCCAAGGAGAAGUACAAAGUGUGAGCAGAUCAAGUGAUGCCAUGCGAUGACUGAAAUCUAUGAAGACGAGGACCACUGUGAAGCCAAUCAUUAGCUUUGCUGUGUUUUGAAUCUUAUUUAUUUUUCUACAUAAAAAUGUGACUUGUGGGUUGUAAAUACCUUAAAUAAUAUUUAAGUUCUCCCCUAUGACGAAGUGGGAUCAAUUAUGUGAAUGAAUAUUCUGGUUUGGUUGGUAAAUUUUAAUUUAUUUAUUCACUAAUGUGUAUAGACAUUACAUGCAAAUUGCAGUAUUAUCUUAGAGAUAGAAAUAGAAUAACAUUGAUUUGUUCAAAUCGCACGUCUCAGGCUACUGCUUUAUGUUCACUGAGCUGUCAGUCAAAUUAAAGUAGCCUUCCGUGUGCGUUUCCCUUUUGACUUGUAUCCCCUUAUUAUGCCAUAAAGUGACUGACUUGGAAUGUACUUUAUGAUUUAUUUCAUGUUUACAGCAAUACAAACCUAGUUGAAAUCU